CGUCUCACGUCAGUCGUAACCUGUUUUAUUGAAAAAUGAUAAGCGGCUUAAAAAUUCUGCCUUUUCUAUUUUGUAUUACAUUUUAGAUUAUUGUAGGAAAUGUAUUAUAUACGAUACACAAGAAUUCAUUAUUAUUUAAGGCACAUUCCAUAAUUUUUAUGCGCUAAAUUAUAAUAUUGUCAUGCUAUUACACUGUAUUCCUGAAGCAGUUAGUAAGUAGUACAUAAAACACCCAUUAAACAUUUUCUUAUUCAAACCAUGGCUACUAAACACAAAAACAUCUUUACGCGGUCAAAACCGUUAAUGAAUAUAUAUAGUGCGGUCGAUAAUCAAGGGAAAGAGGUUGAAGUACGUGAAGAUGCAGAACAGUUGGUAAAAUGGCAUGAAAUAUCAGAUGCACUUGUUGCAGCUGGUUACUAUAGAGCUCAGCUGCAAGGCCUAUCAGCUUUUGACAAAAUUGUUGGUGGUCUUACUUGGUGCAUUGAAUUAUGCGAUAUUGACAUAGAUAUAAACCUGUUGUUUGAGGAGAACCUGACCAUUGGUAAAAAAAUAGCAUUAACAGAAAAAAUAGUAAAAGUACUACCUACUAUGAAGUGUCCAUACAUUAUAGAACCUCAUCAAAUACAAGGUUUAGAUUUCAUAAAUAUAUAUCCAUUGGUGCAGUGGUUGAUUAAAUAUUCAAGUGAAUUUCGGGAAGCUAAGGAAGAUGAACUUCGUAAGUUUGCUGUCAUGCAGUAUGAAAAAGAACACAUAUUUGAAUCAGAUAGAGCACUUUACUUACAAAAAGAAAAAUUAUUAAGAAACCUUUCAAUUGUACAGAAUUUAUAUAAGCCAUGUAGAGUUCGUAAAAGAAAAGGUGGUUUGUCUUCCAAUGAACUAGAACAGGUAAAUGCAGUACUGUCUGAAUAUGAUCAGCGUGUCUUAAUGCAUAUAUCUAAUAGUAAAAAUGAUUCACAGCCUGAUGAAGGAUUAGAAAUAUUGUAUGACUAUGAGAAAACUCUUGCUGAUCCAUCAGAAAUCACGACAGAGACCAACAAGUUUGUUGAUGAAAGCAAUGAAAAGGACAAUGGAGAUAGCAAAAUACAUUAUGUUGUUUUACAAUCGGAGCUCACCGGUGACAUUCCAAAGGAGUUAGAAGAAAGUGAAAAGUUAAAAUACUCAGAAGAUAUAGAACAAUUAGGCAACGUCAUUAACACAAUGGAGAGUGAGGUGGAUGCUGUAAGGAAGGAACACGAGGAAAGAAUGGACAAAGCGAAGAAGAAAUAUACCCAUGUAGUCAAUAAAUUGCAGAAAAUUACAAGUAAACUUACGAAAACUGAUGAUUACAGUGAUAAAAAGGUGAAAGAGUACUACAAGUCAUUGAAAGACCUUGCCAGGGAACGAAAUGAGUUAUUAAAGGUUAUUCAUCAGAGGGAGCUCGAACACAAGAAACUAAAUGAAGAACUAAGAACUGCUCAAGAGCCCACAGCUGUCGUUGAAGAGGAACCAUUGACGCCCGCCGAGCUGAAAGAAUUUAACGACAGAGAGAAGAAAUUAAAAGACUUUAUAAGUAAAAUUAGAUCUGAACUGGGACAUCUCAAUCGUCAGGUUUUGAGAUACACGGUAGCCAUUGAUGAGGUUCCAGGGACUGCAGAACUAUUGCAAUACGAGAAACGUUUUGUUGAAUUAUAUAAUCAAGUUGCGUCAAAACACAAAGAAACAAAGCAGUAUUAUAUAUUUUACAAUACACUUUACGAAGUUAAGCUUUAUACCUCGAAAGAAUUGAGUUUGCUUAAUUCUAUUUUGGAUAAUUAUGACGAGGUAAUGUCAUCGCCAAGAAAACGAGAGGAAUUUAUGACGCAGUUUGAGUCUAUCGUUGAUUGGGUGAAUAAAACUGUACGGAAAGUUGAGGAGAAGUAUAAAAAUGAGAAAGAACAAAAGGCAGCUCUUCAUACAGAAUAUUGCAGGCUAAUGGAUGUACAGAGACAAUACGCGGCUGCCCUGAAGAAACUCGCCUCUGAAAGACAUAGAAUCGGCUCUGAAGAACACUGAAGAAUUUGUUACAAGUUUUAUUUAUUGUGCAAUGAUAAAAUAUAUUUGUUUAUUAAAUUGUUUAUAGUAUUUUGGUUUGCAAUCAAUCUAACAAGUUCACUUUUUUUUUUGUUCUAGUCAUAUGACAUUGCCUAGCAUAAUGUGGGAUCUUAUAAAUAUGUCUGGGAUAUAGCUUUUCUAUCCGGACUGCUGAGUCCUGAAUGUCUAACAAACAACCGACUCAGUAGUCGAGGGGUCGAUUGUUAGACGUUUAAAUAAAACUUUAUUUCACUAUUGAAAGUUAUAUAAGAGUUUUGGCAAUAGCAGAGUUAAAAGUAAAAUAAGGGAUUUGAUAAACCAUUUCUAGGAUAUAUUCGUAAUACAUAAUAUAUACAUAUAUUCAAAUUCAAAUUCUUUAAUUAUGAUAUGGUUUUAAGUAUUGUUAAUAAUAUUUACACUAUCACUGAGAUUCAAACUUUGUAAAUUGUUAUAUUAACAAAAGAUACAACGAAUUAUACCUACUUCACGUGACGUUAUAUUUUGGGUAUUCGUAAUUAAAAACGUAUUUUUUAUUUAA
Molecule: messenger RNA, 2587 nt
Organism: Colias croceus (clouded yellow)
Lineage: Eukaryota; Metazoa; Arthropoda; Insecta; Lepidoptera; Pieridae
Gene: fidipidine
Product: coiled-coil domain-containing protein 93
Exons: 10
Coding region: 259-2031 (590 amino acids)
Biological process (GO): Golgi to plasma membrane transport
Source: RefSeq, a predicted model, not a curated record